Molecule: messenger RNA, 3881 nt
Organism: Blepharisma stoltei
Lineage: Eukaryota; Ciliophora; Heterotrichea; Heterotrichida; Blepharismidae
Source: the annotation of a GenBank genome assembly
AUGAACAAAGAAGAUCGUGCAACCCGUUGGACCAGAUUGCUGAAAUUAGACUCUUCUUCUCAUAACCAUCUCAAACAACUAAACGAAGACUUCAAGCGUGAUCACCCAGACCAACUAAAAAUCCAUAAUGACUGUCAACAAAUAAACAAAAUGCUUCCUAUGUUUGAAGAAGCCGAGUUGAAAGACUACCUCGAGCUCCUCCUCACUUAUUACUGCAAAACCGAAAACAUUUCUUAUAUCUCCGGGAUGCACGAAGUCUUAGCUGCUUUUUUUGUGCUCGGAUUUAGUUCUCUUAAGACUGUCUACGCGGCAUUUAGGGAAUUUGUUAAAAAAAUGAUGCCACGUGUAUUCAAAAAAGACUCUUCGCUUCCAUAUUCCUAUAAAAUCUUCUACAAGCUUUUACUAUACCACGAGCCUGUCGAAUGCAGCGCUUUGGAUGGGAAAAUGCUGCAUCCUCAAGCCUAUGCUGAAAGAUGAUUUUUGACUAUGUUUGCUUCAGCCUUAAAUAUCAGCUUACUUUUAGCUUUUUGGGAAUUUUGUCUGCAAGAAAAUAAUCCAACUUUGCCUUAUUUUUUCGCCUUGGUAUGUGUGAGUAGAAUUAAAGAAAAAAUUUUGUCCAAAAAAAACUUGUCGAUGGGAGAUGUCCAAUUGUUUAGAUUCUAUAUAAAUGAGCUAGAUGAGCUGGACGAGAUUUGCCAAGAAGCUUUGGCGCUACAGCAUCAGACUCCAUCAAGCUUUAUUUCGAUAAUUGAAGAAUUAGUGUUGCAUAGACAUUCUCCAGAGCAAUGGGCUGUAGAUAUGAUUGAUAAUUCUGUUUCGCUUCCAAUUUUAAGCGAGGAUGUGAAAAUUCCUAAGCCAGGGCUAUUUAUAAUUGAUUUGAGAUCCCUCGAAGAGUAUAUAGAAGGACACUAUCCUCAAGCUUUUAAUUUCCCUAAAAAUUUGAACCUUACAACAGGUACUUUGUAACUUAGAGCAGAGGAGCUUUGGAAUAUCCUAUCUGGGUUUUCAGCAAACUUUACAAGUACAACAACAAGACCGUGCCAUUUUGCCUUUUGUUCUGACACAAAAUCAAGGCAUAUUCGGCAUGCUUCAACUUUGUGUUUAGACGUAAUAAGAAGAGGCAUAGAAAGAGUUAGCAUUCUUCCUAGUGGAUAUUCUGGAGAAAGCAAACAUGAUUGGGAACAGUGUCAAUGAUGUGAGCUUAAUAGGGAUUUGGUUAUAAGCAGUGAAGGCAGCUCUGGAGCUGCCAGAUGCAAUCUCAUUAGGAUCAAAAUGUGGAACGCUUUUUUGCAUGAGGUUGGCUCUAAGUUUUCAACGCCUUUUUCGUCACAAGCUUCAUCGCCUAGAUUUAUAGAGCCAUCAAUCCCUCGAGCAAUUCAUAUAAAUACUCAGCCUUCAGAUAGCUCUUCAAAACCCACAACCACUGCAAGGAGCACUGAAAUCGAUACUUCUUCAUUUACAAUACAAGAUUCCCUUAAGCUAAUGUGGACAUCAGGAAUUCAGGAUAGCGAACAUUGGUUUGAAGAAAGAAAAAAUUUUGAUUCAAGAUGUGCGUUACAUUGAGCCGAAGCUGGAUUUUUAAAAGCGUUAUUGAUGGGUGAUAAGCCUUCUCGCAAGAUUGCCCUUGAAAGGCUAGAAAUUGCUGAAAAAAUUGCAGAUGCCCAUGUGAAGAGCACUGAAGCUGCAGGGAAUCGGCUUUCAGGAUUUAAAGGAAAAGGGAAUCCAGAACUUAUCUUUAACAUCUUAAAAGAAGCUCAAAGUGCUAGAAUGAAUAUAGCUGUGCUUGCUGAGGUUUAUUUAUUUAAAGCAGGAAGCGAUAUAUUGCAUAGAGAUUAUCCGAAAGGAUCAAUUCAUUUCUUACAAUUAAAAAUGGAAUGAAUGAGUUAGGGGUUCUGUCCCCUAUACUCGUCCUAGUGAGGGAAGUUCAAUCUUUCUGAAGGAAAUCAGCGUUGGGACUGCUCCGGCAGCCCCAAGAGUACUUGAAGCACAUUCAAGGAACGAAGAGAGACUCGUCCGGGCCAUAGGCAACUGCAACGGUUCGACGGUUAGGCCGAUUCCACCUACCGUUGUUCAGAGCUGUUAGCCAGUGGAUGGAAUUCAUGGAGGGAGAGCUUGUUUUGAUAGAUCCUAAGCUAAGUGGGGGUCUACAAGGAGUUAUCGUAAUCUUAAUCUUAAUCUUAAUUCAUUUCCGAAAUGCCUGGAAACAGCAUAAAAUCUGUGCUGAUUUAACUAAGCUUCAUAUAUAGAUCUACAAUAAUAAGCUCUCUAAAAAGCAUUUUUUGGUUCACUAAAUAUCAAAUUCAGUUUCAAAAAUAUUAUGGCUUGCCAAAUAAUUUGGCAACCCUGUUGAUUUCUGGCUCCUUAGUGGGCUAUAAAUCGUAAACUAAUAUAAUGAUUUUGAAAAAAAUUUGCCUCAAAAUUAUAAAGACCAGCUUGCUAGUGGUAUUGAAGAUGAUAUUGAAAAUUUGCUGAAUUAUGAAGAAGGGAUAUUUUUACUGUCUUUAUCUAUGGCACCGCCAAGCUUAUUGAGGCUUGCAAAACUAGCUGGAAUGGAAGCAAAUCAAUCCAAAGGUGUCCAAUUACUUUAUAAAUGUAUCAAUUCUAAGCGAGGAAUGCGCGUUCCAUUAGCUCUCAUGUUUAUGCUUUUUUGGUUACUAGUCUAUAUCCCUGAAUUUGUGCCUGGAAAAGAAGAGAGAUAUAGGGAAGCAAAUGAACUGAUAAAAUUUGGAAGUCACUAUUAUAAUAAAAGCAUUUAUUUCUCAUGGCUAGAAAGUUACAUGCUUACAAAGCAAGGAAAUUUAGAAAGAUCGUUGAAAUUGCUUGAGAGAGCGCUAAUUUCGUGUGAAAAGCAAGGUCUUCCAUUUAGGUCACCAAGACUUUUGUUCGAAAAAGGAUGGGUUUUAUUCCUGUGCCAAGAAUGAGAAGAAGCACUAGCCUGUCUCCUUUCAGCAUCUGACCAUUCGCCUCCAUCUCCAUUCACUCACUCCCUCUUUAUAUUGAUAUAAAAUGUUGAUAAAAUUCCACUUUCUUUUUAAUUGAAACAAAAUUUAUAGUUAGAAAUAAUAAUUUCUAAUUGAUUUGAUACUAAAUUUCAUGCCACAAAAUCAAAAUUUGCCUAUAACUAGCUCUAUUUUAAAGAGGCAAUACAAAUAGAACUUUAUUAAACAAGCCAUUUAUCAUGUUAUGUAAUUUUUAUCAAAAAAAUUAAACCCCUAUAAAAUUCUAACAGAUUGUUUUGCUCAUUUUAAAGGGAGAGCCAGCUCCUAUUAGGAGCCUGUUCUUGUAUGACUGGACAGCUCGAUCAAGCUGAAGAAUGGUUUCAAGGCUUAGGAGACCUCAAUUUAGAAAGAAGUACAAUUGAAAGAUGAAUAGGAAGAAGAGCUAAAAGAUAUCUAAAUAGGCGCUGGUUUCAAUUAUUCCCUUAUGAAAUCAUAUAUGUAACUGAUUACCUCAACGGAAUGAAGCGAGACUGGUUUGAGCACGCCUUCGACUUCCUAUCCUCAAUUGGUGUCCCUGAAAUCCCAAGCCCAGAAAAUUUAGGUAAAGGUGAAUAUCAAGAAACUGACGAAUAUUCAUUGCUUUUACUAUUGCAAGCGUCAAUCCUCAGAAAUUUCGGAAGGCUAAGAGAAGCUGUGAAAAUGCUUGAAAAGUUAACAAAAUAUCAGAGCUGGAUUUUGAACGAAAAAUGGGUAAUUCCUCAUGCUUACUACGAGCUUGGACUAGUAUACAUGAGAGGCAGGGACUGGAGGGCUGGGUCUGAUAUGUUCCUGAAAGCUAAAAUGUAUAAAAAAUACGAUUUUAGAAGAUCUUUAAAUUUCAAGCUAAAUGCCGCUUUAGAGUUUAUAGCGCAAGAAGAGAGCAAAGAAAAUAAGAGAGGAUAA